This is a messenger RNA of Lachancea dasiensis, 1602 nucleotides long. The record is from the annotation of a GenBank genome assembly. Lineage: Eukaryota; Fungi; Ascomycota; Saccharomycetes; Saccharomycetales; Saccharomycetaceae.
AUGUCAUCCAAAGUGAUUAUUGGUGGAGCCGUUACAGUAGCGGCAGGCUACGCGUUGUACGAGUACCAACUUCAGCAGAGACAGCAGCGGUCGGCCCUGCAGCCAGCAGCGUCGAUACCGGGUCGCGACACUCAUGCUUUUGAGAAAAAAGGCGAGUCUGCCGGAGCCAAGCUGGACGAUGUUGCCAACAAGGGGCGCGAGCAGCUCAACCAGCUGGCGCGCGACACAGACGAGAAGGUGACUUCGACGAUGGAGGAGGUUGAGCGUGCCAAGGCCAAGGGCUCGCAAUGGGUUUGGGAGCACCUCGGAGAGGCCCAGGACGCUGCGGAAGAUCGCAGAGACAAGUAUCUAGAGCGCUCGGGCGAGCUGCACGCCAUGGUGGAGGACGCCGCUGAGCGCGAGCGCGCCAAGCAAAAUGCCAUCAAGCGCUUCGUGACCGGCACACGUGACCAGAUUUCCUCGGACCUCAGAAACAUCAAGGAGGGCGUGUCCGACGACGCUUCCAGCAUCAGAGACGCCCUGGUCGGCGCCAAGAAGCAAGGGAGCGACACCGCCAAGUCCUGGGAGGAUUCGGCGCGCCAAAGCGCGCAGGACGCCAAGGACGCGACCCACGAGACCUCAGAAUCUAUCUUCAACUGGGGGUUCAGCAGGGCUGAAAAGGCGCGUGCAUUGGCCAUUCAAGAGUACGACCAAGCCCACAAGCAUUACGACGACCUGCGCGACCAGUACAAGUCGGAAUCUGGUGUUUUCUCUGGUGGCAGUGAGGAGCUGAAGAAGAAGCUGGACGAGGCCCAAGCCCAAUUGGAGAGCUACAAGCAUAAGCUAGAGGACGCCACCGCCAAGUAUUCGCAGUACACCACUGACAACAUCAACGAACUGUCCAACAAGCUCGAGGAGCAGGACCGUAAGCUGCGCAAGAAGGGCUUCUUCAAGUGGCUCACAGGCGAUGACUCCGGCUCCCCAAAGGCUCGCGACGUGGAUGAAAUAGCCUCCCACAGCGUGGUUGGGUGGGGUGAAACCGCUGAAGCUUUGGCCAAGGAAGAAUUGGACGAAUUGGUGAGAAAUAAGAAGAUUGGACCUAGCGAAGCUCAGAGAAGACUCGACGAGCUCGCCAAGAUCAAAAACGAGGGCUGGUUCACUUACAAGGGCAAGAACGACGAGGAUUUGGCCAAGCGUGCUGCCAAGGCCCUGGAAGGCUGGGGUGAAACUGCCUCGCAGCUCGCUCAGGAUGAGUACGAGGAGGCUCGCAGGGCACUACCUCAAUCCUCUCAGUCUGUUUCCGACGCAGUGGAGACGGCCAAACAGAAACUUGAUGUUGCUAAGAAGCAACUGGAUCAAACCACCUCUACAUGGUGGGCCCAAGGUAAGGAUAAGAAAAAUGAAUUGCACGAAAAGGCCCAGCAGCAGUAUGCGGAGGCUGAACGCGAGUACAAAGAUUCUUUAGAAGCUCUCACCGACUGGUCUGAAAAGGCCAAGGGCAAGUUCUGGGGGGGCGCCGAUUCUGCCUUGGACUCCACGAAAUCCACUGCUGACACCUUGCAUUCCAAAGCCAAACAAGGCUUGAAUUCCGUUCAAGAUUACGUUCAGGAUAAGAAAGACUAA